This is a messenger RNA of Elaeis guineensis (African oil palm), 1243 nucleotides long. Its product is annotated as 14-3-3-like protein D. The record is from RefSeq and is a predicted model, not a curated record. NCBI's taxonomy places the organism in Eukaryota, Viridiplantae, Streptophyta, Magnoliopsida, Arecales, Arecaceae.
CUUAAGGGGUAUCUCUCAAUCUUGGCUGCGGUCCAUUUGCGCUCCGCUUUCCCCUCUUUGUCCCUGUCACCGUCAAGCUCGCGCGUCCGGAGCUCAGAGACGUGGAAGCGGGAAGAGAGCGAGGGAGAAAUCAAGGUAGAGCUCGGAUACGAUCGGUAAUGGCGUCUCAGAGAGAACGCGAGAACUUCGUUUACAUCGCCAAGCUUGCCGAGCAAGCCGAGCGCUACGAUGAGAUGGUGGAAACGAUGAAUAAGGUCGCGAAGCUCGACGUGGAACUGACGGUGGAGGAGCGGAACCUGCUCUCCGUGGGCUACAAGAACGUGAUCGGGGCACGGAGGGCCUCGUGGAGGAUCCUCUCCUCGAUCGAGCAGAAGGAGGAGGCGAAGGGGAACGAGAACCAUGUGAAGGGGAUCAAGGAGUACCGGCAGAAGGUGGAGUCAGAACUCUCAAAAAUUUGCAAUGAUGUCAUGGCCUUGAUCGAUGAGCAUCUCAUCCCUUCGUCCUCCGCCGGGGAAUCAUCAGUUUUCUACUACAAGAUGAAGGGUGACUACUAUCGCUACCUGGCGGAGUUCAAGACCGGCAAUGACAGGAAAGAGGCGGCUGAGGAGUCCCUUAAGGCAUAUCAGAUGGCUUCAAGUACUGCUGAGGCAGACCUGUCUCCUACUCACCCUAUUCGAUUGGGUUUGGCAUUGAACUUCUCAGUUUUCUAUUAUGAGAUCAUGAACUCACCUGAGAGGGCUUGCCACCUGGCUAAACAAGCUUUUGAUGAAGCUAUAUCUGAGCUUGAUACACUGAGUGAAGAAUCUUACAAGGAUAGCACUCUGAUCAUGCAACUUUUGAGGGAUAAUCUCACCUUAUGGACCUCUGACAUCCCUGAGGAUGGAGAAGAUGCUACAAAGGAAGGUGCUGGAAAGGCUAAUGCAGUUGAAGAUGCUGAGUGAAGCAGACCGAUUGUGAGUUCUGGCCUGGAAGGAUGAGGAUACUGAGGACAUCCACGGUGGUUUUGGUCUUUUAGUUUAAUUUUCAAGUAUCUCCCAAUAUUUUGUGCUUGUUUUAAGGGAUUUUAGUUGAUAGUGGGACGUGUACACAACUUAGGGUCGGAAGAUCAUGUUGUUCUACGUGUCAUCACAUCCUUCUCAUGCUUCGUAAUUUAAAAUAUUGCUGACAUGGUGCUUGUGCUUUCAAGAGUCAUUACAUCAACGUUAUACAGCAAUGGACCACUCUCUUUAGCCAAGUUUUUUUU